This is a messenger RNA of Synchiropus splendidus (mandarinfish), 1069 nucleotides long. RefSeq names its product VPS29 retromer complex component (gene vps29). Gene Ontology annotation, biological process: intracellular protein transport; retrograde transport, endosome to Golgi. Gene Ontology annotation, cellular component: endosome; retromer complex. The transcript is spliced from 4 exons. The record is from RefSeq and is a predicted model, not a curated record. NCBI's taxonomy places the organism in Eukaryota, Metazoa, Chordata, Actinopteri, Syngnathiformes, Callionymidae. The coding region runs from base 203 to 751 and encodes 182 amino acids.
GGAAUUCACAUAGCCCUCGUUUUAUGUUCCGACAUAACCCAGUAUUUGAUUAUUGCUGAAACGCGUGGACUCAUUUUAUUUUGAGAACAAACUAAAGGAAGUGGCACAACUAUGGUGACGCAUAGCCCAAAACCUCGUUUCUGAUUGGCUGCUAUUCGGACGCAGGCACUUCCUCAACUUGGAGGAGAAACAAGAAAAUAAAAUGUUGGUCCUGGUGUUAGGUGACCUGCACAUUCCCCACCGGUGCAACACGUUGCCGGCCAAGUUCAAGAAGCUGUUGGUUCCGGGGAAGAUCCAGCACAUUCUCUGCACUGGCAAUCUCUGCACCAAGGAGAGCUACGACUACCUGAAGACGCUCGCUGGUGAUGUCCACAUAGUUCGAGGGGACUUUGAUGAGAACCUUAACUAUCCAGAGCAGAAGGUGGUGACGGUCGGUCAGUUCAAGAUUGGUCUCAUCCAUGGGCAUCAAGUGAUCCCCUGGGGCGACAUGGCCAGCUUGGCGCUGCUGCAGAGACAGCUCGACGUUGACAUCCUCAUCUCUGGGCACACUCACAAGUUUGAGGCGUUUGAAAACGAGAAUAAGUUCUACAUAAACCCGGGUUCAGCGACCGGAGCCUACAGCGCCCUCGACAGCAACAUCAUCCCCUCCUUUGUAUUGAUGGACAUCCAAGCGUCCACUGUGGUCACGUAUGUUUAUCAGCUGAUCGGGGACGACGUUAAGGUGGAGAGGAUAGAGUACAAGAAAUCUUAAAAAGAAGUGGGGUCACGUUGUGUUGUUUCAUUCCUUUCCACUGGGGGGCAGCAGCCUCCUGGAUGUCUACUCAAACUUCCGAAAUGAAAUCGUGUGAGACAUGUAUUAUAUUGUUUCUAAGUAGGCAGCACUGGCUUCUAUUAAAUGUGCUAUUUGCCAGAGAAGUCAUUUAUUUCACAUGUUUGUGAGCAAAUCAAUCCUGGUGCCAUCUAAUGUACUUAUUUACCAUCUCCAUGUUGUAGUCGCAGACAUCAGCUGCCUCUAGUCGACCUAAUUCCUCUAUUUGUAAACCACAAUAAAGAGCUAACAUCACCAGAA